AUGCAUGCACAAAGAUAUUCAAAUGAUUGCAGCUAUCUAUCUAUCUAUCUAUCUAUCUAUCUAUCUAUCUAUCUAUCUAUCUAUCUCAUUCUGUUUGUAUUUCUCUCUCGCAAUCUAUCUAUCUAUCUAUCUAUCUAUCUCAUUCUGUUCGUAUUUCUCUCUCGCAAUCUAUCUAUCUAUCUAUCUAUCUCAUUCUGUUCGUAUUUCUCUCUCGCAAUCUAUCUAUCUAUCUAUCUAUCUCAUUCUGUUCGUAUUUCUCUCGCAAUCUAUCUAUCUAUCUAUCUAUCUCAUUCUGUUCGUAUUUCUCUCGCAAUCUAUCUAUCUAUCUAUCUAUCUAUCUAUCUAUCUAUCUCAUUCUGUUCAAUAUUCUCUCGUAAUCUAUCUAUCUAUCUAUCUAUCUCAUUCUGUUCGUAUUUCUCUCGGGUUCUAUCUAUCUAUCUAUCUAUCUAUCUAUCUAUCUCAUUCUGUUCGUAUUUCUCUCUCGCAAUCUAUCUAUCUAUCUAUCUAUCUAUCUAUCUAUCUCAUUCUGUUCGUAUUUCUCUCUCGCAAUCUAUCUAUCUAUCUAAUUCUUUUCACAUCGAUCUAUCUAUGUAUUUCUGUUCAUAUCUAUCUAUCUAUCUAGUUCUGUUCAUAUCUAUCUAUCUAUCUAGUUCUGUUCAUAUCUAUCUAUCUAUCUAUCUAUCUAUCUAUCUAUCUGUCUGUCUUUUCAUAUCUCUCUAUCUAUCUAUCGAAGAGUUGAUAAGGUUGCCUAUUCUGUCCAUAUCUAUCUAUCUAAUUCUGUUCAUAUCUAUCUAUCUAUCUAUCUAUCUAUCUAAUUCUGUUCAUAUCUAUCUAUCUAUCUAA
This is a messenger RNA of Acanthosepion pharaonis, 843 nucleotides long. NCBI's taxonomy places the organism in Eukaryota, Metazoa, Mollusca, Cephalopoda, Sepiida, Sepiidae. The record is from the annotation of a GenBank genome assembly.